AUGAGCGGAGCGAGGGCACCACCGCCGGGAGCUGCUACUAAUGACCCGAGAGUGGAUGGUAUUUUGGAGGCGCCGACCCAAGUGGGAGCAUUGAUAGCUCAAAGAGCACAACAACAUGCUGCGGUUAAUGCUGGUGGGGGUGAACGUCAUACCCAAGGAUUAGUAGAACAAUUUCUAAAGUUGAAACCUUCCAAGUUCACAGGAACUGGAAAACCCGAAGAAGCGAAGCAAUGGAUUAAGGAAAUGGAAAAGAUAUUCGGGCUAUUAAAUUGUACUGAGGUAGACAAGAUGACCCCGGUAGAGUAUCGGAUGGACGGGAAUGCCAUGUAUUGGUGGCAAGCGAUGAAGGACGCGAUAUUCCCUACGGGAUCGGUGAUAGUCGGGGAAAACUUUGUUACUGCUUUCUAUGAGAAGUAUUUCUCGAGUUGUGCUAGAGAUAGAAAGCUGACCAAGUUUGUGGAAUUGAAGCAAAGCGAAAGGACAGUAGAUGAGUAUGAGGCGAAGUUCUCGGAACUAUCGAGGUUUGCUUCUCGCCCGGUCGAGCAUCUUGAGGCUAAGGCAAAGAGGUUUUUGAAAGGCCUAAAGCCAGAAAUACAGAAGCAAUUAGCACCUUUCGGACCAAUGACUUAUGGAGAAAUCAGUAGUAAGGUACAAUAUGUGGAGCAAGAGAUGAUGGGGGAUGAAAUCGAACCCAAGGCUCCAGUGACCCAAGACAAUGAAAAAUAUGGCAAAAGGCCGAUGCGGUCGAGCCGCCCUCAAUUUAACCCAAAUAAGAGACGGUUUGGUGGAAAUUUUUAUAGGCCAGGUGGAGUAUGGAUUGGGGAGAGAAAGUCAAAUUCAAAUGAAGCAUGUCGUCGAUGUGGUGCUACCCAUUCUUUCAUAUCUGCCCGAUUUGUGAAGUUGCAUGGAUUGAAAUAUAGUCGAUCAGAAAUAUCAUUAGUUGUCUCGACACCUGUGGGAGAUAGUGUCUUGUCCACUUUAAUAUGUAGAAAUUACGAGAUUAAGAUUGAAGGGAGGGAACAGAUGAUUGAUUUGAUGGUGUUGGUUAUGUAUGACUUUGAUGUCAUUGUCGGCAUGGAUUGGUUGAAGAAACAACGAGCUACGGUGGAUUGCCAUGGAAAGUUGAUAUCUUUUAGUCCACCAAAUGAAUCUAAUUUUGAAUUCCGAGGAAAUGGGACAAGUCUUGCGGGGGCAUUCAUUUCGAUAGUCGAGGCUCGCCAGUUACUAGAUGAAGGAUGUUACGGAUUUCUGGCAAUCGUUAAUGAUAAGAAAAAACCCGAAAAGAAAUUCGAGGAAAUACUUGUAGUCAAAGAGUUUCCGGAUGUAUUUCCCGAAGAAUUACCUAGACUACCCCCGGAGCGAGAAGUGGAAUUUGCAAUAGAACUAGCACCAAGAACGGAGCCCAUAUCUAAAGCCCCUUAUAGGAUGGCUCCAAAUGAGUUGAAGGAAUUAAAAGUACGAUUACGGGAGUUGUUGGAUCAAGGGUUAUAA
Rhodamnia argentea is the source of this 1491-nucleotide messenger RNA. RefSeq lists its product as uncharacterized. The coding region runs from base 1 to 1491 and encodes 496 amino acids. Lineage: Eukaryota; Viridiplantae; Streptophyta; Magnoliopsida; Myrtales; Myrtaceae. The record is from RefSeq and is a predicted model, not a curated record. The transcript is spliced from 2 exons.